ACUCAUCUUCAAAGCCAAAAAUCAAAUCUCUGAUUGCAAAGAUUCAGUUUCAAGAUCAAUCUUUCUUGAAAUCGUCUGAAAACACUCACACAAGCCAAAAAUAUAAGCGUCUGAUUCCAAAAGAUUCCAUUCCAAGAUCGAUCUUUCUUGAGAAAUCUGCGUUUUUUCGAGAGAUCGGUAGUUUCUGAUGAAGAAUCAAUCGGAAGUUCCAUAGAAUGGCAGAGCAGGCGAUCGAGAAGAAGUCGUUUGAAGAUGAUGAUCCGACGAGCAGUGCGAAGAAAGAAGACGUUACGAACGAUCCAGAAUUCCUCAGCUGUCUGCUUCAGCCUUCGCCUGCGGACUCUGAUCCCAAUUACAUUGGAAUUCGCCGUCUUCUCCUCUCUCGUAAAGCUGAGUCUGGUUUUCUUCGCCGCAAGGACUGGAGAUGCAAUGGAAAAGGAUAUGUCGCUUUUCGUAAUUACAUUAACAGGCCGCAGAAUUGGGAAAGUUUACACACACCGAGCCAUUCAAGCACUCCUGGACAAAGUGGGCGAUGGAUGCCAUCUUCAAGUCCACUCUCCAUUUUAUUAGAUGUGGACAGCUGGAGCACUAACCGGGAGCUACAAAGUGGCAGUCAAGCAUUGAGUCAGAGUCUGAGCUUCAGCUCAAAUGCUAGCGAUAGUGAUUACCCACGUAGAAGGUCUGAACCUGCAUAUUCUUUUGUGGGGAUGCAUUGCAUCUUCGACCAAUGCAAAGCGAUGGGUAUGUUUCUUAGAUGAUCAAUCUGCUACGGUUUCUUUCCAUCCUUCAGUUGUUUAUCUAUCUAACAUAAACAUUGUUAUUUCCAGUUACGGUUAUAAAGU
This is a messenger RNA of Ilex paraguariensis (yerba mate), 842 nucleotides long. NCBI's taxonomy places the organism in Eukaryota, Viridiplantae, Streptophyta, Magnoliopsida, Aquifoliales, Aquifoliaceae. The record is from the annotation of a GenBank genome assembly.